AUGAGUGCUGAAGGAUACCAAUACAGAGCAUUAUAUGACUACAAAAAAGAGCGAGAAGAAGACAUUGACUUGCACUUAGGGGAUAUAUUAACUGUGAAUAAAGGUACCUUACUAGCACUUGGAUUCAGUGAAGGGGAAGAAGCAAAACCUGAGGAAAUUGGCUGGUUAAAUGGCUUUAAUGAAACUACAGGGGAGAGGGGGGAUUUUCCAGGAACUUACGUAGAGUACAUUGGGAGAAAAAAAAUAUCUCCCCCAACUCCGAAGCCUCGUCCUCCUCGACCCCUUCCAGUAGCACCCAGUCCUGCAAAAGUUGAAGCAGAGAGUGAGCAACAAGCUUUUUCACUUCCAGAUCUCACAGAGCAGUUCGCACCUCCUGAUGUUGCUCCACCGAUUCUUAUGAAGAUAGUGGAGACAAUUGAAAAGAAAGGUCUAGAAUGCUCAAAUUUGUAUGGAAUACAAGGCUCAAGCAGCUCAGCAGAAUUAAGACAAAUUCUUGAAUGUGAUUCCUCUUCAUUAGAUUUAGAAACAUUUGACGUGCACACUUUAUCAGAUGCUCUCAAGAGGUAUCUUCUGGACCUGCCAAAUCCCAUCAUUCCAGCAGCUGUUUACAGUGACAUGAUUUCUGUAGCUCAAGAAGUGCAGAGCUCAGAGGAGUAUGCUCAGUUGCUGAAGAAACUCAUCAGAUCUCCAAAUUUACCUCCCCAGUAUUGGCUCACACUCCAGUAUUUGCUGAAACAUUUCCUCAGAGUUUGUCAAGCCUCCAGCAAAAAUCUCUUGAAUGCAAGGUCUCUGGCUGAAAUUUUCAGCCCUCUGCUUUUCAGAUUCCAGAUAGCAAGCUCUGAUAAUACUGAGCACCACAUAAAAAUUCUAGAAGUUUUAAUCACAAGUGAAUGGAAUGAGAGACAGCCUGUACCAGCACUGCCUCCUAAGCCACCGAAACCUAAUACUGUAACUAACAACGGCAUGAAUAACAACAUGUCAUUACAAGAUGCUGAAUGGUACUGGGGAGAUAUCUCAAGAGAAGAAGUAAAUGAGAAGCUCCGAGACACUGCUGAUGGUACCUUUUUGGUACGAGAUGCUUCAACCAAAAUGCAUGGAGACUACACACUUACGCUAAGGAAAGGAGGAAAUAACAAAUUAAUUAAGAUAUUUCAUCGAGAUGGAAAAUACGGCUUUUCUGACCCGUUAACUUUCAACUCUGUGGUUGAGCUUAUAAACCACUACCGGAAUGAAUCUCUAGCCCAGUAUAAUCCUAAACUGGAUGUAAAAUUACUGUAUCCAGUAUCUAAGUACCAGCAGGAUCAAGUUGUAAAAGAGGAUAGCAUUGAAGCAGUGGGAAAGAAAUUGCAUGAAUAUAAUACCCAGUUCCAGGAAAAAAGCCGAGAAUAUGACAGACUCUAUGAAGACUACACAAGAACAUCUCAGGAAAUUCAAAUGAAAAGAACAGCUAUUGAAGCAUUUAAUGAAACAAUUAAAAUAUUUGAAGAGCAGUGCCAGACACAAGAAAGAUACAGUAAGGAAUACAUUGAAAAAUUUAAACGAGAUGGAAAUGAAAAAGAAAUACAAAGAAUUAUGCACAACUAUGAAAAACUCAAGUCUCGAAUAAGUGAAAUUGUGGACAGCCGGCGAAGAUUAGAAGAGGAUUUAAAGAAGCAAGCAGCUGAAUAUAGAGAGAUAGACAAGCGUAUGAACAGCAUUAAGCCAGACCUCAUACAGCUGAGGAAGACAAGAGAUCAGUACUUGAUGUGGCUGACUCAAAAAGGUGUUCGACAAAAGAAACUAAACGAGUGGCUUGGAAAUGAAAAUACAGAAGACCAAUACUCUAUGGUAGAAGAUGAUGAGGAUUUGCCUCAUCAUGAUGAGAGAACUUGGAAUGUUGGCAAUAUCAAUAGAAGUCAAGCUGAAAAUCUGCUGCGGGGAAAGCGAGAUGGAACAUUCCUUGUUCGAGAGAGCAGCAAACAAGGCUGCUACGCCUGCUCUGUUGUGGUGGAUGGAGAAGUAAAGCACUGUGUGAUAAACAAAACACCUACUGGGUAUGGAUUUGCAGAGCCAUAUAACUUGUACAACUCACUCAAAGAACUGGUGCUACAUUAUCAACAUACAUCACUCGUGCAGCACAAUGACUCUCUCAAUGUCACACUAGCCUACCCAGUAUAUGCACAGCAGAGGCGAUGAAGAUCUUAAUACUCUGGGUUGAUUGCUUUUUUCCUAAAGAAAAGAUCUGACAACAUGAGGCCUCUGGAAAGAGAAGGCUCCUUCCAGCCUUACUCAAGAAUAUGAGCUGCAGUAUCAAAGCUAUCUGUCUUCAGAUGGGACUAGAGCUUUCCUUUACAACUGCAGUGGGAGAAAUCACAGUAUUAAGCUGUGAACUUAUGUUUCUAAUCUGAAGUGCUUUUUUUAAUU
Molecule: messenger RNA, 2403 nt
Organism: Chaetura pelagica (chimney swift)
Lineage: Eukaryota; Metazoa; Chordata; Aves; Apodiformes; Apodidae
Gene: PIK3R1
Product: phosphoinositide-3-kinase, regulatory subunit 1 (alpha)
Exons: 15
Coding region: 1-2175 (724 amino acids)
Biological process (GO): insulin receptor signaling pathway; phosphatidylinositol phosphate biosynthetic process
Cellular component (GO): phosphatidylinositol 3-kinase complex
Molecular function (GO): 1-phosphatidylinositol-3-kinase regulator activity; protein binding
Source: RefSeq, a predicted model, not a curated record